Megalobrama amblycephala (Wuchang bream) is the source of this 2916-nucleotide messenger RNA. It is a transcript of the gene nrn1b, whose product is annotated as neuritin 1b. The transcript is spliced from 3 exons. The coding region runs from base 966 to 1394 and encodes 142 amino acids. Lineage: Eukaryota; Metazoa; Chordata; Actinopteri; Cypriniformes; Xenocyprididae. Gene Ontology annotation, cellular component: plasma membrane. The record is from RefSeq and is a predicted model, not a curated record. Gene Ontology annotation, biological process: nervous system development; neuron projection extension.
AGGGUGAGUAAUAAAUGACACAACUUUCAUUUUUGGGUGAACUAACCCUUUAAUGGGUGCUUUUGCUUUUAUUUCAUUGUAAUGUGGUAGUUUUUGGUAGUCUACUGUAUAAUAGCUAGUUUAUUGUGUAGUGUAUAGUAUUGUGGAGUGGAGGCUGAAUCUUGUUGUUGAAUUGGAACUAAACACUAUAACAUAUAUGAGAUAUGAUCAACAUGCUUAAUGUAUGAUUAACAUAAUUACGAAAUGCUCCUAUAUUGCGUUAAUCUACAAUAGUUUUGCUAAUGGAAUGUAUAUCCAUGUAGGACAAUCUGCAGUAAAUCCCUUUAGGCUUUUUAUGUUGUUAAUAAUUCUGUUGUUUUAAAUACUGAUCGCUUGGGGGCGCUUAAGGCAUGUCCCUUUCCCAUUUAAGAAUGAAAUUGCACACUCCUGACUCUGGAACCCAUUCACUCUACGCUGGUAGUGGUACCUAGUGUGCGAAAAGAGCACUGAACAUUUACAUGUUUAGAACAUAUGCGUGAUUCGUUCCUUUUAGAAGUUCUAAAUUCUGAUUUUACACUUAAUUUGGGUUACAAAGGAUUACUGAAGAAAUUGUACGAAUUUUAAACGAAAAAAAAUAUAUUUCAAAUGUUUAAUAUCAACAUAAAUUAUUGUUUUUAAUUGAAUAUAUUUUACAGAGAUUCCAAUAAAUAUGCAGUAUGAAAAAAUAUAAUUUUAUAUUUAAACGGUAGGAUUUGUCUGUCAGGUGCACGCUUACGUCAUCAUAGCGCAAGAAAGUAAAAAGGGGGAGUGUAAGAGUAGGUGACAUCUCUAUUUCUGUACAGUCCACUUUAUCGCUAGCAACUGUGGGGAGUUCAGGACAGAAGUAGUUUAGUUCCCCUUGAAAAUGCAGCAGUUUCCUGAUGAGAGGAAGUAGGCGAUUUCACACCUCCUUCGCAGGCUAUUAGGCUAAUCCUGUUAAUCGUAGGAUGGGAGUGACUUCGACCGAUAAAUACAACUUGGUACUUUUCACACUGGAACUAGUUUCAUUGGUACAGGCAGCAUGUGCUGGAGGAACAUGCGAAAACGUAUUUAAAGGUUUCUCAGACUGUCUGCUCAGUCUUGGAGAAAACAUGGUGAACUAUUCCCAAGAGCUGGAUGACAGUGAAAACCUACAGACCAUCUGCUCAUAUUGGAAUGACUUCCACUCGUGUGCCUCCACCGCAAUUGCAGAUUGUCAAGAAGGAGCAGGCCUUUGGGAAAAACUGAAACUGCAGUCCCGGAGCUUGAACUAUCAGGGAAGCUUGUUUGAAUUAUGCUCUGGGGAUAAUGGAGUAUCCAGAGUUUUAUUAUCAAUGGAACUGAAGAUAUUGCUGAUGUGUUUCAUCACACUAGUGGCUUGGCUUACUUUUGAUUAAGAAACCUGAAGACAUGACCUGAAACAAGUUUCUAAAUGGAUUAUAUUCACCCCUGUUUCUCUUCAGCUGAAUCAGUUCAUGUUUUGAUGCAUAUAGACUUCUUGGCACUCUUUGAAAAAAAAAAAAACUAUGGAAGAAUUCAAAAAUGACUUUCUUAAAGGGAUAGUUCGCUCAAAAUUGAAAAUCUGUCAUCAUUUACUCACCCUCAAGUGGCUCCAAAGUGGACUUUCUUUCUUCCGUUGAACACAAAAGAAGAUAUUUUAAUGAAUGUUGGUAACGCGACAGUUGACGGCACCCAAUGACUUCCAUAGUAUUUUUUUUUCCUACUAUGGAAGUCAAUGGGUAACAUCAACUCUCUGGUUACCCACAUUCUUUAAAACAUCUUCUUUUGUGUUCAGCAGAAGAAACAAAGUCAUACAGGUUUGGAACCACUUGAGGUAAGUAAUGACAGAAUUUUCAUUUUGGGUGAACUAUCCCUAUGGCCUAAUUUUUUCUUUACCAAAUUUUGAAGAUGAUUUCCAGUAUCUUAUGAAAAUCUAUAUUUUAAAAUGCAAUUGUUUUGUCCAUUGCUGUGUAAAAACAGCAGGACCAAUAAUAGAAUUUUGUUUUAUUAUUUAAGCAUGCUUAAAUUAAAUGAUAAGCACAUAUUUAACAGCACAGAUUGUUUUUCUUCAAAGCCCAAUCUGCUCAAACAAAAUGAACUUAAUAUGAUAGAUUGUAUUACCGUAAUACAAUAUAGGACAAUAAUGACUAAUGCAGAUAAAUUAAAAUGACAUUUGCAAUACGUAAAAUUAUAGAAAAGUGUUGAAACUGAAGCAAAUGAAGUACAAAUCAAAUAAAUCACAUAUUGUUUGGAUAAAGACCAUGUAUUUUUUAUUUAAAGUUUUUUUUCUCAUUUUUACUUUGACUUCACUCACUAUAAAUUAUUUGUUGUAUUUUGAGAUUCUCUGUCAUCUAAAUAGUUUCAAAAGGUUCAAGCUCAUUAGAGAGAUCCUGAGAUUACAGUCCUGCUCUUUCACCCCCUCCCAGUACAGCGAGUUGCUUUAAAUAAAAUAAACAGCUAAAUGCAAGCGAUUCCACAUACAGUACUGUAUAUUUUUCUAUGAGGAGCUGCAUAUGCUAUAAAGUUACAGAGCCUCUAGCAUUUUUUCCUCUUUAAUGACAGCGGAAAACCUGAACAUCUGUCUAAAGCAAGACACACACAAUAUUACAUAUUAAAAUAGAGGGAACAUGUUCGUUGGAAUAAUAAUGGCAGGAGAAGCGCAGAUGCUCUCUUUCCUGUAAAUCCCAGCCCUUGAAAUAGGACCACGGCCUGGUUAUUAACACGUGCUGCACUGACGGUCCUAAUCAUUCCCUGAAGGGAUUGUGCGUUCAUCGACUCAAGCACAUCUGUCUUUUUGUGUGCUACAUAGCCUGACAUGAACAAAAUAAAAGCAGAUGUAAUUCAGUCACCUUGAGAGUAGAAUAUACCCUAAGUGGGAGUGGAAAAUGAAAAAAAUUUUUGCUUAAAUUAUUCAGUCAA